Perognathus longimembris pacificus (Pacific pocket mouse) is the source of this 999-nucleotide messenger RNA. RefSeq names its product MAGE family member B17 (gene Mageb17). Gene Ontology annotation, biological process: negative regulation of transcription by RNA polymerase II. Gene Ontology annotation, cellular component: nucleus. NCBI's taxonomy places the organism in Eukaryota, Metazoa, Chordata, Mammalia, Rodentia, Heteromyidae. The transcript has a single exon. The record is from RefSeq and is a predicted model, not a curated record. Bases 1 to 999 code for a protein of 332 amino acids.
AUGUCUGCUGGUAAGAGGAGUAAACACCAUGAAGAAUACCAAGAGGAGAAGCUCUACCAGGCUGGAGGUGAAGAGCCAAAUCUCCAGGAUGCUCAAGCUACUGCAGAAGGGGAAGAUGAGUCUCCAUGUUCUUCUUUUAGUGUUUUGGGAAACACUUCCCAGAGCACCUCUACCGCAGGUUUUCCCCCAAAGUGUCAGAGAGUUCAAUCCUCCUGCUUUCCUGAUGCAGCUGUUUCAUGUGAGUAUUCUGAUGAAGGGAAUGAGAGUGAAGUGGAGGAAUGUUCAAGCUCCUCCAGCAUCUCAGCCUCCAUGGAGGUUAUAGGAAACGAUCCUUUGGCCAAGAACGUUAACUUGUUGGUGGAUUUUCUGCUGUUCAAGUAUAGAAUGAAAGAGCCCCUUAAGAAGGCAGAAAUGCUGAAGUUUGUCCCCAAGAAGCCCUUCCCUCAGAUCCUCUUGCGGGCUGCUGAACACUUAGAUCUGUUCUUUGGCCUUUGCCUGAAAGAAACAGACCCUUUUGGUAACACCUAUGCAUUUGUUAGCGAACUGGAUCCUUCCAAUGAUGAAAGUGUGGAUGAGAGCUCUGAUUUCUCUGGGAUGGGACUUUUAAUGUCUCUUCUGGGUGUUAUCUUCAUCAAUGGUAGUCAUACCUCUGAAGAAGACAUGUGGCAAUUCCUGAAUGUAAUGGGAAUCUAUGAUGGGAAGAAGCACCCCAUUUAUGGGGAUGUCCGGAAGCUCAUCACUGAAGACUUGGUAAGGGAAAAGUAUCUGGAGUAUCAUCAGGUGCCUGACAGUGAUCCUCCAUACUACGAAUUCCUAUGGGGUCAAAAGGCGCAUGCCAAAAUUAGCAAGAUGAAAGUCCUCGAAUAUUUGGCUAAGGUCAAUGGUACUGUUCCUGCUGCCUACCAGUCACAGUAUGAGGAUGCUUUGAGGAGUGAGGAUGAGCAAAUACAAGCCAGAAAUGCAGCCAGGCUUGGUAUAUCUGACAGGGCCGGCACCUAA